AUGACCCGCCUGGGAAUAUCGCCCCAGAACUUGGCAACGCCGCGCGAGGCGGACUACAACUCCCGGCGUGCCCCGCGCGCAGGGAGCGUCUCCCGCCGCCCGCCUUCAGGGGAGGACCUGAGAGGAACGCGGCUUCCAGGGGAUCGCGGGCGGUGCGGGGUCGGUGACGUCACACCCGGAGUUUUCCGGGGGGAGUCGGCUCCUAAUGAGACUUUUAAUAAAGUAGUCUUAAGGAAGAGCAGAAACCUCGAGAGCCACCAACUGCCUAGGGGCAGCAAGACCCGGCAAGGUUCGCGGUCCCAGCUCCGAGCCGGCGGCCCCGCCCCUCGCAGAGCCGCCUUCCUGCGCGUGCGCACUGAGGGCGGCCCGGAAGAAAAAAAAGCUCACGCGCAGCUUCUUCCGAGCUUGCCCUGGCCUCGGGGGCGUAGGGUAUUAGAGUCUGGGGUGGACUGGGACUCUUGUCUUGGCACGUGUCUGUGUGGCACGGUCACGCACUCCACGGGGCGACUCAGACGUUUGAACCGCGUGGGCCGGGAUCACCUUGAACCCGAGGAGAAGCCGGCGUGGAAGUGGCUGGCAGAGGAAGAGCUGCUGCAGAUGCAGGCGGAUGCUGGCACCAGGGAAGGAAAGCUAGACUUUAUCAGAGGGAAGAGGUCUCCUGCUCCCUGCAGUGACCCCGAGAGAAAAAGGUUCCGCUUCAGUUCAGAGUCAGACUCCAGCUCUACACCACCCAGUCCAGACUGCUCAGGACCCCCAACCAAGAACAGCACCACCAAGAAGUCAUGUUCCAGGAGAGCCUUAAAGGAAGCAGUUGAGAGCACAGAUGAAGAGCAGCCAACAGCCCGGGUUGCCAAGAUGGGAUUAGAGGAGAGCAGUGAGGAGGAAGGGGAGGGUCCUGCCAGGGCAAGGAAGGUCUGGAAGGGAGGGAACACCGAGGAAGAGGAUGCUGUCAAAAAGGCACGGAAGGGGAGGGCUAAGAAGCAAGCUGGGGCCAAGAACAAGCGAGCACCGGGCCGAGCGGCAGCCAGGAAGAAGCAGGGCAGGGGAGAAAGUGAGAGCGGCGAGGAAGAGGCUGUGCAGGGGGGAGGCACGGGUGCUGACCGCCACAGGGAAAGUGAAGACAGCGACGAGGAGACCCUAGCCAAGAAGAGGGGGCACCGGGGACCCAGGCCGAGGGGCAGCAACGGGCAGAGGGUGAGCACCAAGCAGAAAGCGGCAGGCUCGGGAGACAGUGAGGACGAGAAGGGACCGGGGGCGGGAAGUAGUGGGGACAGCAGCGGGGAGGAAGGAGGGCGCUCCCCGAGGAAAAGGAGCAAGGACAGGGCCCAGACUGCGAGUGGGAGAAGGCAGAGUGCCAGCAGUGAGGACGGGGAAGGCAGCACACAGGAGCUGGCCACUGCUGGAGGAACUGCAAAGACGCGCACACCAGACGGCACUGAUGGUGAGAGCGCCGGCCAGGCAGGAGAGAGCGCCGGAGAGGAGAGGAAGAACCGCUCCUCCAAGAAGAGCUCCAAGAAAGGCAAGGCACGAAGUUCCUCUUCCUCAUCAGAUUCCAGUCCAGAGCCCACCAGCCAGAAGGCUGGGUCUCGUCGUGCAGAGGACCAUCCAGCUGUGGUGAGACUAAAGCGUUAUAUUCGGGCUUGUGGUGCCCAUCGAAACUACAAGAAGCUGCUGGGCUCCUGUCGCUCCCACAAGGAGCGCCUGAGUGUCCUCAGGGCUGAGCUGGAAGCGCUGGGCAUGAAGGGCAGUCCUUCCUUGGAGAAGUGUCGGGCCCUGAAGGAGCAGCGAGAAGAGGCAGCUGAGGUGGCUUCCUUGGAUGUUGCCAAUAUCAUCAGCAGUUCAGGCCGAUCACGAAGAAGUAAUGCCUGGAACCCUUCAGGGGAAGGAAUCCCCCCAGGGGAGCUUUAUCGACGAACCCUGGACUCAGAAGAGGAGCGACCACGCCAAGCACCUCCAGACUGGUCCCAUAUGCGGGGCAUCAUCAGCAGUGAUGGUGAGAGCAGCUGAACUCCAUGCCCCAAGGGGGACCUUGCCCUGUUAUACAAAGAGCCUGUGGCCCUGAAGCAGCUUCUGAAGAGAGCUAAGUUGUUGGCACAGUACUCAAUUUCCUGUUCUCUAAGGUUGUUUUGGGGGUUGGUUUUUUGUUUUGUUUUGAGAGUCAAUAAAGUAAUGUUUGUAAUUAC
Molecule: messenger RNA, 2183 nt
Organism: Peromyscus leucopus (white-footed mouse)
Lineage: Eukaryota; Metazoa; Chordata; Mammalia; Rodentia; Cricetidae
Gene: Hirip3
Product: HIRA interacting protein 3
Exons: 9
Coding region: 1-2007 (668 amino acids)
Cellular component (GO): nucleus
Source: RefSeq, a predicted model, not a curated record